Messenger RNA from Komagataella phaffii GS115, 3210 nucleotides. RefSeq lists its product as uncharacterized. Gene Ontology annotation, cellular component: cytoplasm; membrane. Bases 1 to 3210 code for a protein of 1069 amino acids. Lineage: Eukaryota; Fungi; Ascomycota; Pichiomycetes; Pichiales; Pichiaceae. The record is from RefSeq and is a predicted model, not a curated record. Gene Ontology annotation, molecular function: phosphatidylinositol-4,5-bisphosphate 5-phosphatase activity; phosphatidylinositol-3,5-bisphosphate 5-phosphatase activity. Gene Ontology annotation, biological process: phosphatidylinositol dephosphorylation. The transcript has a single exon.
AUGAGAGUUUUAAUCCAUGAAAAAACAAGACUCAUAGCACUUGUAUCCAGUACGCAUUGUCUGCUGAUCAAGUAUAUCAAAGAUAAAAACCAAUGUGCCGUAGAUUUUGUGGAAAAGGAGAGUUUCAGCCCCAAGCAUAUGAAACCUUUGUCCAGAAACAAAGCUCAUGGAUUUCUUGGUCUGAUAAAUGUCAAUGAAGACGUAUUUUUAUGCGUUAUUACUGGAAAAACAGAGGUUGCCACUCCGACAGAUGGUGAAACCGUGAAUAAAAUCUACAAUGUGGAGUUUCAUUGUCUGAAUAGAGAUGCAUGGGACUUCCUAGAGCUGGAUGGCAAUGGGUAUCCUAUUACCACUUCCGAUGUUAACGAAGAGGCUCUAAGAUCCAGAGGUUCCACCGAGGCCAGCGAUAAUCAUCUCUCUUAUGAGCAGAAUCCGACUUAUGAGUUAAGGAGAUUGUUGAGCAAUGGUUCGUUUUACUACAGCACAAAUUUUGACUUGACAAGUACUUUACAGUCUAGGGAUGUCAACUCUGAUUCCUUAAGUUUUGACUCUUUCCAUUUGGACUACAUGUGGAACAGUUACAUGAUGAAAGAAGUCGUUAAUUUCAGGGAUAGACUGCCUACAGAUAGCAAGAAGAUCUUGGAUAGAAAUGGAUUUCUGACCACUGUAAUACGGGGCUUUGCAGAAACUUUUCGAACUAGGAUUGGCCAUCAAAAAUGUAACGCCACGAUCAUAUCUAAGCAAUCUUGGAAACGUGCAGGUACAAGGUAUAAUGCCCGUGGUAUUGACGACGAAGGCUAUGUUGCCAAUUUUGUGGAAACAGAAUUAAUUUUGCAUUCAAAAGACUUCAUUUAUGCCUACACCGAAGUAAGAGGAUCCGUGCCGAUAUUCUGGGAGCAGGAUACUGCCUUGGUUAACCCUAAGGUCACUAUAACAAGAUCAUUAGAGGCCACUGAACCUGUUUUUGAAAAGCAUUUUGCAGCAUUAAAUGGAAAAUAUGGUCCUGUUCAUAUUGUAAACCUACUGUCCACUAAACCUUCCGAGAUUGGCCUGAGCAACACUUACAGAAAACAUUUCGAAAUUGUUAACAAAAAGGGCUCUCCUCAAGCAUAUCUUACCGAAUUUGACUUUCAUAAAGAAACAGGAAAGAAUUACGCUUUGGCUACUAAAGUCAUUCCUUUUCUAGAAGAGUCUAUUUACGAUUUUGACUAUUUUAGUUACGAUGUCAAAAACCAAAAAGUAUUAACACUCCAAAAAGGUGUUUUCAGGACCAAUUGUUUAGAUUGCUUGGACAGGACAAAUGUUGUUCAACAGGUUAUAUCCAAUGCAACCCUGAACAUGUUCUUGCAGAGACAUAACUUAAACACCAAUUAUGAUUCAGACCUUUUCAACAAACAUAACACACUCUGGGCAGAUCAUGGUGAUGCCAUUUCCCAAAUCUACACGGGCACAAACGCCUUGAAGUCAAGUUUUACUAGAAGUGGAAAGAUGGGUAUUGCUGGGGCAUUAUCUGAUGCUACCAAAUCCAUCAGCAGAAUGUACAUCAAUAAUUUUCAAGAUAAAGCUAAACAAGUAACUAUUGAUACUCUAUUGGGCAAAAUGUCAAAUCAGGUUGAAGUAAGAAUUUUUGACCCUGUUUCUGAUCAUGUAGAUAACGAAUUAAGCAAGUUGAAAAGCCAAUUCUCUGCUGAAGAUGACAUUAGGAUAUUUACAGGAAGUUACAACCUUGGUGGAACUGCAUAUGCUGACGACUUUACUGAUUGGUUGUUUCCCAAAGAAAACGGUGGCAUUGAAGGUGCCCCUGAUGUGGUAAUUCUUGGGUUCCAAGAAGUGGUGGAACUAACUGCAAGCAAUAUUUUGAACUCUGAUUCAUCAAGAUCUCAUUAUUGGUCUGAGGAGAUCAAAACCCAGCUGAACAAGAUCAGCUCUAGCAAGUAUAUUUUAUUACGAUCAGAACAAAUGACCUCCUUGCUGCUCUUGUUCUUUAUCAAAGAAGAUAAAAUGCCAAAGGUGACUCAAGUCGAAGGAUGCAGCAAGAAAACUGGUCUUGGAGGUAUAACCGCAAAUAAAGGAGCUGUUGCCCUUCGGUUCAGUUUUGGAUCGACAACAUUCUGUUUAUUGAAUUCCCAUUUGGCAGCUGGACUAAAUAGUGUUGUUGAAAGAAAUAACGAUUUUACAACCAUUUCCCAAGGAAUCAGAUUCAGUCGAAACAAAACUAUAUAUGACCAUGAUUGCGUUAUAUGGUUAGGUGACCUCAACUAUCGAGUUCCCUUGCCAAACGAACUGGUUCGCAGUUCUGCCCUAAAUGGUGUGUACGACGAACUGCUUGCCGAGGACCAAUUGAAGACUGAGAUGGUUCAUAAAGGAGCCUUUGCUGACUUUUAUGAAAUGAAAAUUAAUUUUUUGCCUACUUACAAGUAUGAUAAAGGUACUAGUGUGUUUGACACUAGUGAAAAACAGAGGGUGCCUUCUUGGACUGAUAGAAUACUUUAUCGUGGUAAAAGAUUGCAGCAGGUAAACUACAAUUCUGUUCAAAGCAUAACAAUUUCUGACCAUAAACCAAUUUAUGGAACUUUUAAAGCACAUGUUACAUACGUCGAUGAACGCACUAAACUAACUUUGAUGAGAAAGAUCUACGAUGAUUAUAGACGUGAUCCAAAAUCAGAAGCAUCAUCGGCAUCAAGCAAUGGGGAUAAAUUUGGCGAUCUAAUUGAUUUCAAUGAUGCUUCCAGCAGUUCUAAUACUUCAAUUUACACUGAAACUGAAGGAAAGCAGGUUUCACAACCCGUUCCGGGUCAUUUCCCGCCUCCGCCACCUCCUCCAAGGAAUAGGGUUACUCCUCCACAACCAAGUACACCGGAAACCCCUCCUCCUCCGGGGUAUGCCCUUAAUAUGGCUCCAUUAAUACCAUCAAGGGCGAACAGCGGGAAUAAUACCAGGCCGUCAAGUCCGUUCGAGGUUUCUACGGACCGUGCUAAGGCUGAAAUAUCUACGAAACCUGUUCGUCCAAUGGUACCUGAUAAGCCAAGUUCGUUAAAAGCGAUGUCUCCCGAAAACACGAUCCAGACGGUCCCGCCAGUCCAGAAAGCGAUUUCGACAGAUUCUUUAAAUACUGCUUCAGCGGCACCUCCACCUCCGCCUCCGAGGAAGCAAGAAUCUAUAAAUUCAUCAAUGAGCGCUUUCCCCGUUCUGAUGCCCAAAAAGAAAUAG